Molecule: messenger RNA, 635 nt
Organism: Linum tenue
Lineage: Eukaryota; Viridiplantae; Streptophyta; Magnoliopsida; Malpighiales; Linaceae
Source: the annotation of a GenBank genome assembly
ACACUUCUUCUUGCUAGCGCAUCACUACCCAAAAAGAAAAGAAUCCGACUUUAUCCAGUUUCGUUCACCAACAUCCCAAUAAAAACAAUGUCGACACUGGAAACAACAGCCUCGUCGCCACCGCCGGAGCACAAGAAGAUAUUCCUGGCGGCAGUGGACGAGAGCGAAGAGAGCAUCCACGCCCUGUCAUGGUUCGCCAACAAAAUCCUGCCGGCGUCUUCCUCCGGCCACCACCACCGCUCUACUCUCGUCCUUCUCUACGUCAAGCCUCCGCCGCCGCUCUAUUUCUCCCCUGACGGGCAUGUGUUUUCGGCGGAUGUGAUGGCGGCAAUGGACAAGUACAGAAACGACGUCGCGGAGUGCAUCAUGGUAAAGGCCAAAAGGGUCUGCAAAGAAGCAGCUGGUGACAAUGAUAAUGGUGAUUACCAAGUUAAGGUGGAGACGAUGAUAGAGAAUGGGGACGCGAGGGAUGUGAUUUGUCAGGUUGCUGAAAAGCUAGGUGUUGAUGUUCUUGUGAUGGGCAGCCAUGGCUACGGCCCCAUCAAGAGGUAAUAAUCUAAGCUUCAUCUAAGGAGUUAAUCGCUUAUAGUGGUUAGUAUGCUAAUCGUUGAUUAUCUGCUAAUCCUUAAUUUUUC